This is a messenger RNA of Hyaena hyaena (striped hyena), 1102 nucleotides long. RefSeq names its product methyltransferase like 11B (gene NTMT2). NCBI's taxonomy places the organism in Eukaryota, Metazoa, Chordata, Mammalia, Carnivora, Hyaenidae. Gene Ontology annotation, biological process: N-terminal protein amino acid methylation. Gene Ontology annotation, molecular function: N-terminal protein N-methyltransferase activity. The transcript has 7 exons. Bases 251 to 1102 code for a protein of 283 amino acids. The record is from RefSeq and is a predicted model, not a curated record. Gene Ontology annotation, cellular component: cytoplasm.
UUAGCAAUAAUAACUUUGAAGUUGGUCACUUCCUUGAUACCAAACCAGGCCCUUGUGCUUUCGAAGCAACAGAAAUUGACAAGAGGCCAAAUAGGAGUUUCAUGCAAGGCUUUACUGGAGGUGUAUGCUUGAGCACGGGGAGGCAGCACAAAGGCCAGAAUCCUCAGGCUGACUCUCCGAGGAAAGGUCUUCAGAACUGAAAAGUUACUGGGCCGGAGAAUGAGAGGAAUAAUUAUCAUCCGCUUUCACCAUGACCCACCUGGGAGCCCAUUUUGCCUUUCGAUCCCGCUGGCAGAAGACCGACGAUGAACUCUGUCGACAUAGCAUGUCCUUCAUCCUUCACAAAGCCAUUCGCAAUGACUUCUUUCAGAGCUAUCUCUACCUGCUGGAAAAAAUUCCCCUGGUGAAACUGUAUGCUUUAACAAGUCAAGUCAUCAAUGGUGAGAUGCAGUUCUAUGCCAGAGCUAAGCUUUUCUAUCAAGAAGUACCAGCUACAGAAGAGGGUAUGAUGGGAAAUUUCAUUGAACUGUCCAUCCCAGAUAUCCAGGCUUCUCGGGAAUUUCUCAGGAAAUUUGUUGGGGGUCCCGGGAGAGCUGGGACAGACUGUGCCUUGGAUUGCGGCUCUGGAAUAGGAAGGGUCAGCAAGCAUGUCUUGUUGCCCGUAUUCAACAGUGUGGAACUGGUGGACAUGAUGGAAUCGUUCCUUGUCGAAGCCCAGAACUACCUGCAGGUCAGCGGGGACAAGGUAGAAAGCUACCACUGCUACAGUCUGCAGGAAUUUACACCCUCACUGGGGAGAUAUGAUGUCAUCUGGAUUCAGUGGGUCUCUGGGUACCUGACGGACAGAGACCUCCUUGCGUUUCUUUCCCGGUGCCGCGCUGGCUUGAAAGAACACGGUGUCAUCAUCCUGAAGGACAAUGUGGCUCGGGAGGGCUGUGUCUUCGAUCUCUCGGACAGUAGUGUGACUCGGGACAUGGACAUCCUCUGGAGCCUCAUUAGGAAGAGCGGGCUGGUGGUGCUGGGCCAGAAGAAGCAAGAUGGCUUUCCAGAGCAGUGCAUCCCGGUGUGGAUGUUCGCCCUGCACAGUGAUGGACAUUCCUGA